GGUCAGCAAGUCCUGGGACCUGAUCGCCCCCAUCGCGACAAUGCUAACAUGGCCGAGCGCGUUUUCGAUGCUGCUCGUCAGCAUGGAGCCGAAACGCUAAGUGGAAGUGGCGCAUCUCCGCAAGCUCCUUCACGUACUCGUCGCACUGGUGUGCGUCUAGGUGACUCUGUCACUCCGGUAGUGGACGGAUCAAGUAGUGGAGAAAGCGACGCAAAUGAUGAUGAAGAGGUUGUCGUUGAACUAUUUAUGUGGGAGAACGGGUUUUCGAUUGACGACGGACCACUGCGUGCAUUUGAUGAGCCUGGGAGUCGGCAAUUUCUUGAAAGCAUCAUGCAGGGACGUGUCCCUCCAGAACUACUAGCAGCACAUCCUCGCCGUCGCAUUGAUUUGCGAAUGCAAAGAAAAGCGGGACCGUAUGAACCACCAAAACUGAAGCCUUUCCAGGUUAGGUGCUAUGGUAUUUCGUAG
This is a messenger RNA of Cylicostephanus goldi, 468 nucleotides long. The record is from the annotation of a GenBank genome assembly. NCBI's taxonomy places the organism in Eukaryota, Metazoa, Nematoda, Chromadorea, Rhabditida, Strongylidae.